AUGUCAUCAUUGAUCAUUUUAUUCUUAUUUAUUGAUUUGAUACAAUUAAAUCCAAUCAAUAUAACAAUGAAUAAUUUAAUCGAUAUUUUAUUAUCACUUAGAAACAAUGAUUUAUAUAUGUUACCAUAUAAUCAUUCAUUAUUAUUUUAUCCAUAUAAUGGACCAUUUUAUAAACCAUUAUGGAAAUUAUCUAAACCAUAUUAUUAUUUUUCACAAUAUGGUUUCCCUAAUCCAUUUUAUCCAUCAUUAUCAUCUAGAAUUAAUAUGAAAUUUAUAAAAAAUGAUAUAUUGAUUAUUAAAGAAUCAACUCAUAAUUUAACAAGAAAAUAUAUUUUAACGGAAAAUUUCACAUUAUUUGAUUUAUAUUCUAAUUUAUUAUCAAAAUUUGCUAAUGAAACAUUUACAUAUGAUGAUAUUACUGAUAACAAUGAUAAGAGUAGUAUAAGUAGUAGUAAUAAUGAUAACAUGAUGAAUUCUAUGAAUAUUAAACCUUCAAUGAUGAACAAUUAUGAUAAUAUUCAAAUAAAUACUGAGAAAAUGACAAAUACAAUGGUGUAUACACAUGAUGAUGAGGAUGAGGAUGAUGAAGACGAUCAGAAAAAUAGAAUAACGAAUGUUAUUUUAGGUGAACGACUUCAACCAAGAAUGUUUCUUCCUUUAUUUAUUGAUAUUUAUAGAAUAUUUAAAUCUAUUAAAGUACAAUGUGGAAAAACCUGUAAAGAUUAUAUACCAAAUUAUGAAUAUGUUCUAUGGAUGUAUAAUUGGGUUAUAUGUACAAAUUUAGGACCAAAACCUAAAAAUGAUAUUGAUGGAAUAUGUCCAAAAAUUUGUCGUCCACGUGUAGAUAUAAUAAAAAAUGAUUUUAUUCAACAAAUUAUCAAUUUAACUUUUAAAUCAAUUCAUAUUGUUAAUCCAUUUGAUGUUUGUUCACAAUUACUUCAUACAAUAUCUGGUUCAUGUUUAGUGCAUGGAAAUGGUGUCUAUGUAAAUGAGUUCUCGUGUCAAUGUAAAUCAAAUGCAUAUCAUUGGCAAACUAUCAAUUCAUUAACUGGUUGUUUAUUAAUACCAGAAAUUAUAAAAAGUCAAUACAAAAAUGUAUCCAUGGCAACAUGGUUUAUUGAAUGUACUCAUGAAAUGUAUCCAUUUUGUCAAUAUGGUACAAAAAAAUGUUAUCAACGUUUACGUUUAAUUCAAUCUAAUCACAAUAAUAAUAGUGCUAAUAAUCAUAAUAAUAAUGAAUUAACCUUAAUCUCUGAUGUUGAUAUCUCAUUAUGGCCAUAUUGUUUAUGUUAUAAAAAUUUUACUGGUAUUGAUUGUUCUAUACCAUUUAAUUCAUGUCAACAUCUUAUAUCGAAUGUUUUAAUGAAAUCACAAGUACUAUUACAUAAUCAAUUAGUUUAUGAUCAUGAUAUUGAUCGUCCAUUAAUAUCACUUAAUGAUGAUGGUGGUGAUAGUCAUAGGGAUUAUCUUAAAUCUGCUACUGGUAAUUGGUUAUGUGGUGUUCCAUUUGGUUAUGGUACAUGUCAUUCUUCUUCUUCUUCUGGCUUACAAUAUUAUUGUCAAUGUAAUAUUGGUUAUGAAAAAGAUGUAAAUUACAGUGAUAUGGAUAAUUGUUGGAAACAAAUUGAACAAGUAAACAACAAUGAAACUGUUUAUAAAUGUGGUCAAAAUAUCUGUUUAAAUGGUGGACAAUGUAUUUAUGUAACUAAAGGACUUGUAACUUAUAUUGAUCAAUAUAACAAUGAGAUUACUACCACUAAUGAUACUAAUCAUAUAUAUAAUCAAGUGCCAAUAUGUCAAUGUCAACCAGGUUAUACUGGUUUCUAUUGUGAAUUAAAAGAAGGUAUAUGGAGUGAAUGGAAUUCAUGGAGUGAUUGUCUACCAAAUUGUGGUAUAAAACGUUAUCGUUCACGUUUACGUUUAUGUCAUGGAGAUGUUGGUUGUAUUGGAUCCAAUCAAGAAAUUCAAAAAUGUCCAUCAAAGAAAUGUAUCACAAUAUCAUUGAAUAAAUCUAAUGAUAAAUCAAUUCAAAGGAAAACAUUUACAUUAAAUUAUUAUUCAAUAUGGUUUCUAGGAUGUUUAAUACCUAUAGAGAUAGUCAUUAUUAUUUUAGGUGUGAUUAUAUAUGAAAAUUUACUACUUAAAACAUCGUCAUCGUCAUCAUCAUCAUCAUUGUCGUCAGCAUCGUCAUUUUCGUCUCCACCUUCCUCAUCGUCAUCAUCAUCACCAUCGACUUCAUCAUGA
This is a messenger RNA of Schistosoma mattheei, 2244 nucleotides long. NCBI's taxonomy places the organism in Eukaryota, Metazoa, Platyhelminthes, Trematoda, Strigeidida, Schistosomatidae. The record is from the annotation of a GenBank genome assembly.